Syngnathoides biaculeatus (alligator pipefish) is the source of this 1588-nucleotide messenger RNA. RefSeq names its product 4-galactosyl-N-acetylglucosaminide 3-alpha-L-fucosyltransferase 9-like. The record is from RefSeq and is a predicted model, not a curated record. The transcript is spliced from 2 exons. Gene Ontology annotation, molecular function: alpha-(1->3)-fucosyltransferase activity. Lineage: Eukaryota; Metazoa; Chordata; Actinopteri; Syngnathiformes; Syngnathidae. The coding region runs from base 2 to 1168 and encodes 388 amino acids. Gene Ontology annotation, cellular component: membrane.
CAUGCUUCGUUCCCGCACUACCGUACUCCUGACGUCUACCUCCCGUGUACCGACCAACGCCUGUCUCCCGACCUACCCCGUCAAAGUAAUGUCAUCGAAACCAGUCCACAGGAUCCAACGACUGCUUCUUCUGGGCGCCGUCAUCCUAGGAUGCUUUGUGACUCUCUUUGUGAUGUAUUUGAACUCGUCCACUGGCUGGCAGUCAGGUACUGUGGAGUCCAUUGCUCCCAGCGAGCACCCCAAGGGUAUCUUUACCAAGAGCGACCGGAAUGUGACCACGGUGCUCAUCUGGCUCUGGCCCUUUGGCGAGAAGAGGAGCAAACUGAAUGCAUGUGCCCAGGAGUUCGGCGUUGAUGGCUGCUUCAUUACAGCCAACCGAAACUUCUACCAAAAGUCGGACGGCGUCGUCAUCCACCAUCACGACAUCCGCUCCGACUUAUCCAACCUUCCGCCACUCCAACGUCCGUCCUUCCAGAAGUGGAUCUGGAUGAACCUGGAGUCACCUUCGCGGUCUUCCAAGCUGGGUGGCAUUAACGACCUCUUCAACCUAACGCUCAACUACCGCCUUGACGCCGAUAUCCCAGUGCCUUAUGGCUCUCUGGUUUCCAGUCAGGGUGUGGACGACUUCAUCCCGCCCAAAAAGAACAAGCUGCUCUGCUGGAUUGUGAGCAACUGGAACACGAGCUACACACGCGUCAAGUACUACAACGAGCUGGAGAAGCAUAUCAAAGUGGACGUGUAUGGCAGGGCCUUCAACAAGUUCCUCACAACGCAGAAAUAUGCUUCCACCCUCACGAACUGCAAGUUCUACCUCGCAUUCGAGAACUCCAUCCACAAGGACUACAUCACCGAGAAGUUCUUCAAUCCAUUAGGAGCGGGCACUGUACCCGUGGUGCUGGGCCCGCCGCGGGCCGAUUACGAAAACGUCAUCCAAGGGGACGCCUUCAUCCACGUGGAUGACUUUGCGUCACCUAAGGAUCUGGCCGACUACCUGCUACUACUGGACAAGAACGAGGAGAUAUAUCUCCGAUAUUUUGAGUGGCGGAAGCACUUUAAGGUGAAGAGGAGGCCUUUCUUGACAGAGCACGCAUGCGUCGCCUGCGACUACCUUCGCAGGCACAGGGAGUCGCAGGUGGUCAAGAACCUUGACAAGUGGUUCUGGGGCUGAGCCACUUUGUGUCACUGGUGAAGGUUGUCCGACGUUUAUUCUUCAACCUCACCAAGAUUUUUCCUGGCGUCUCCACUUUUUCAUUCUGUUUUGAUUCAGCAACCAAUUUUAUUCCAUGUGUGCCAAUUUUCAAAGGCUUAUUUUUGGAUUCAUCGGGCCCCCUGCAAAAAUGUACUUUUGUACCCUACAUUUAAACGCACACAUUUAUACUUUCAACUCAUUACAUUGUUAAAACGGGCUUAUUCUUUUUUUUCAACCUCUGCAAAUGACAUCACAAAGUUAAAAAGACCGUAGAGAAUUGUUUCAUUUUGUCAAUCCAUGUAUGAUUUUGAAAAGUCGUGUGUAUUGUGCCAGCCCUGCAAACCAUCAGAUUCUGACGCGUAAAAAUUCUCCUCUUACUCCCAAAAAUGUCAUCAUGGU